AUGUGUAGGGCCUUCCCUACGACGCUGAAGGGUGCGGCAAGAAUUUGGUUCAGCCGGCUGACACCUAACUCCAUCAGCACCUUCAAGGAGCUGAGCGCUCAAUUCACUUCACACUUCAUCGGAGGACAUCGAUACAAAAAGUCUACGGCUUGCUUGAUGAGUAUCAAACAGCGAGAGGAGGAAACGUUGAGGGCCUACAUAUCCCGCUUCAAUAAGGAGGCACUCUCGAUCGACGAAACCGACGAUAAGAUACUUGUCGCAGCAUUCACGAAUGGGCUGAAGAAGGGUAAGUUUUCGUUCUCGCUGUAUAAAAACGACUCGAAGACCAUGUCGGAAGUGCUUUACAGGGCCACAAAGUAUAUGAACGCCGAAGACGCGCUGUUGGCCCGAGAAGAAAGGCCCAAGGAAAGAGAAAGGCAGGAAGACACCCGACAGGACCAAGGUCGAAAGAAAGCGAGGACGGGAGACCGAAGGGAUGAGAGGCGCCCUAAGCCCCUGGGGGGAAGAUUUACAAGCUUCAUUCCAUUGACCGCCCCGAUAGAUCAAGUCCUAAUGCAAAUCAAGGACGAUGAGGCUCUAACGUUCCCUGGAAAGCUGAAGAGUGAUCCCAACAAACGUUCUAGGGAUAAGUAUUGCCGCUUCCACCGUGACCAUGGUCACGAUACGGCCGAUUGCUGUGACCUAAAGCAGCAGAUCGAGGCCCUUAUCAGACAAGGAAAACUGUAG
Molecule: messenger RNA, 726 nt
Organism: Quercus robur (English oak)
Lineage: Eukaryota; Viridiplantae; Streptophyta; Magnoliopsida; Fagales; Fagaceae
Exons: 1
Coding region: 1-726 (241 amino acids)
Source: RefSeq, a predicted model, not a curated record